GUUCACAACUUCACAAUUCUCACAUGACAUGAUAACAUGGUAUUGGGUCUUGAUAAGUCAUAAGUGUUCCAAAAGUACAUGUGGCAGCCAUGGAUUUCCUCUGAACUGUUAAACUACACUAAACGUACAUGUGGCAGCCAUGGAUUUCCUCUGAACUGUUAAACAACACUAAAACUAAACUACUACUUCACUCUUCUGCUACAUCAAUCAACAACAACUACUAUCACAAACACUUCUCAGCAUUUGAAAAAGGAAUGGCUCACUCGGUGGGACUAAACCUGCUCUAUUCCACUACAGCCUCAAGACCCAGAUCAUCAUCAUCGUCAUCAUUAGCAUCAAAUGCAAUCACUCUCUUUUCUCCAAUCCCAUCUCUUUCACUCCUCUCUUCCCCACCUUCUCCAAAACUCUCUCUCAGAACCUCACACUUUCCCUCCAUCAAAGCCUUUUCCACUACCAUUGCUGAGCCCGAAGGCAUCAAGAUUAAUUCAAUAGCAACGAAGCCGAUCGAAGGGCAGAAGACUGGAACCAGUGGACUCCGGAAGAAGGUGAAAGUUUUUACGCAAGAAAAUUACCUUGCCAAUUGGAUCCAGGCAUUGUUUAAUUCAUUGCCAGCAGAGGAUUACAAGAAUGGGUUAUUGGUGUUAGGAGGUGAUGGGCGUUAUUUUAAUCGAGAAGCUGCACAGAUAAUUAUCAAAAUAGCUGCAGGGAAUGGUGUUGGGAAAAUUUUGGUUGGCAAGGAAGGUGUUUUGUCAACACCAGCGGUUUCUGCUGUGAUCCGCAAGAGAAAGGCCAAUGGUGGAUUUAUAAUGAGUGCAAGUCAUAAUCCUGGUGGGCCUGAAUAUGAUUGGGGUAUCAAGUUCAAUUACAACAGUGGUCAGCCUGCACCUGAAUCCAUCACUGACAAGAUUUAUGGAAACACUCUCUCUAUCAGUGAAAUAAAGGUGGCAGACAUUCCUGAUGUUGACCUAUCUCGUCUUGGAGUUACUGAGUUCAGGAACUUCAGUGUUGAAGUAGUUGACCCAGUUUCUGACUAUUUGGAGCUACUGGAGAGUGUAUUUGAUUUCGAGCUUAUCAAAAGUCUUUUGUCUCGAUCAGAUUUCAGGUUUAUAUUUGAUGCUAUGCAUGCCGUUACUGGUGCUUAUGCAAAACCCAUCUUUGUGGACAAGCUAGGAGCCAGUCUGGAUUCAAUUUCAAAUGGAGUGCCUUUGGAGGAUUUUGGGCAUGGUCAUCCUGAUCCCAAUCUUACAUACGCCAAGGAUUUGGUCAACACAAUGUAUGGUGAAAAUGGACCUGAUUUUGGUGCUGCAAGUGAUGGAGAUGGUGAUAGAAAUAUGAUUUUGGGUAGAGGUUUUUUUGUUACUCCUUCGGAUUCUGUCGCAAUUAUUGCUGCCAAUGCACAAGAAGCCAUUCCAUAUUUCUGUAGUGGCAUUAAGGGUUUAGCUCGAUCUAUGCCAACAAGUGGUGCUCUUGAUCGCGUGGCUGAAAAAUUGAAGUUUCCCUUCUUUGAGGUCCCCACUGGUUGGAAAUUCUUUGGAAAUCUUAUGGAUGCUGGGAAGUUGUCCAUUUGUGGGGAAGAGAGUUUUGGAACAGGUUCUGAUCACAUUCGUGAGAAGGAUGGCAUAUGGGCUGUCUUAGCAUGGCUUUCAAUUAUUGCAUACCAAAACAAAGACAAGAAACCAGGGGAGAAGUUGGUUUCUGUCUCCGACGUUGUGAAGGAAUAUUGGGCAACAUAUGGAAGGAAUUUCUUUUCUAGAUAUGACUAUGAAGAAUGUGAAUCUGAAGGUGCCAAUAAAAUGAUAGGAUAUCUUAGAGAUUUAGUCUCUAAGAGCAAGGCAGGUGAAAAGUAUGGAAGCUAUAUCCUCCAAUUUGCUGAUGAUUUUACUUAUACAGAUCCUGUCGAUGGGAGCAUGGUGUCAAAGCAAGGUGUUCGGUUUGUUUUCACAGAUGGAUCAAGGAUCAUAUUUCGUUUAUCAGGAACUGGUUCAGCAGGUGCCACUGUUAGAGUUUACAUAGAGCAGUUUGAACCAGAUGUAUCUAAACAUGAUGUAGAUGCCCAAACGGCCCUAAAACCAUUAAUAGAUCUGGCACUAUCUGUAUCAAAGUUGAAGGACUUCACAGGAAGAGAAAAGCCUACUGUCAUCACCUAAAGCAUGAUCCACGAUAAAUCUCAUGAAUAAUGUAUCCAGUGUUAUCUAAGUUAUGCCAGAGGCAAGUUGACCAGUCCAUCUUUUUCCUCUCUUGAGUUGUCAUGCACAUUCCCCCCUUCAGUUUUGGUUGUGCAAUAGGCAACCUGGCUUAGUAGAAAAAUAAGCCAGUCCAUGUAAAUUUUCGAAAUAUAUAUGUGGGGAAUAAUAUACACUUUCUCUGCAAGAAGAGAUAAUGCUUUACCUAUCUUGCUUCAGCACCUAUGCAAACUGAACGUCACAUUCAAAAUAAGGAGAUGACAUGUACCAAAAUAACUAUGGUAAUCCUCUUGCAUUUGAUCAACCUUAUAUUUUCACUGGCGGAUAGUGCUAAUAGGUGACAGGAUUAUUUAUGGUUUAUAUUAAUUAAUGCCAAGCUUAGCCAAACUAAGUGAUUAGAAUAUGCAUCUCUGUAAUAAGCUAUGAGUUUUUUCGCAUUGCCAAUUUUGUAUCACUCUUCAAUUCAAAUUAGUAAAAGCAAUGUAAAAAACUUGGACUCAAUGUCAUCACAUUGUUUGGAAUA
Molecule: messenger RNA, 2706 nt
Organism: Quercus lobata
Lineage: Eukaryota; Viridiplantae; Streptophyta; Magnoliopsida; Fagales; Fagaceae
Gene: PGM
Product: phosphoglucomutase
Exons: 23
Coding region: 129-2147 (672 amino acids)
Biological process (GO): carbohydrate metabolic process
Cellular component (GO): cytosol
Molecular function (GO): phosphoglucomutase activity; magnesium ion binding
Source: RefSeq, a predicted model, not a curated record